UCAGAGGAAGAAAAUAGAGAAUGGUCAAAGUAAAAUAAAAAUGGAGGAAAUGAAAUUGGGACGCGUGCUUCUCCCACAACAUAGACACAACCCCGCGUACGCCGCAGCCUUUUCACCAAAUUUUCAACAAAUCAUUUCCCUUAUUUGCAAAUAUAGUUUUCUUUGAAUUACAAUUUACAAUUUUACAAGGCAAAGAAGCCUGCCUCGGAUCGUGUUCUUAGAUUCUAUUCUGAGAGAGAUUUUUGCAUUCUUCCAAUGGCCCAGUCCUUCGGUCAGACCGAGAUUAACUGGGACAAGCUAGAUAAAACUAGGUUCUAUGUCGUAGGAGCUGGACUCUUUACAGGUGUCUCGGUGGCACUUUACCCCAUUUCGGUUGUGAAAACUAGGCUGCAGGUUGCCACAAAAGAUGCCGUAGAGAGAAGUGUGUUUUCUGUUGUAAAAGGACUACUUAAAACAGAUGGCGUCCCUGGUCUGUAUAGAGGGUUUGGCACAGUUAUCACUGGUGCUAUUCCUGCCAGAAUAAUUUUCCUCUCCACUCUAGAGACCACAAAGGUGGCUGCUUUCAGAAUGCUUGAACCGUUUCGACUAUCUGAAACUACCCAAGCUGCCAUUGCAAAUGGAGUUGCAGGCAUGACAUCAUCGAUUUUUGCUCAAUCUGUGUUUGUACCAAUUGAUGUGGUUAGCCAAAAGUUGAUGGUGCAAGGAUACUCAGGCCAUGCCCAGUACAGCGGGGGUUUGGAUGUUGCUCGCAAGGUUUUAAGAUCUGAUGGCAUACGGGGAUUGUAUAGAGGGUUUGGUCUGUCUGUUAUGACUUAUUCACCUUCUAGUGCAGUAUGGUGGGCAAGUUAUGGUUCAAGCCAACGGGUCAUUUGGAGGUUCCUGGGUCAUGAUACCAAAUAUGAUGAACACACUCCUAGUCUGCAGAAAAUAAUGUUGGUUCAGGCUAUGGGAGGGAUUAUUGCUGGUGCAUCUUCAUCCUGCAUAACAACCCCAUUGGAUACUAUCAAGACACGAUUACAGGUAAUGGGUCAUGAAAACAAAACCUCUAUAAAACAAGUUGCUAAAGAUUUAAUCAACGAAGAUGGUUGGAAAGGCUUUUAUAGAGGGUUUGGCCCAAGAUUCUUUAGCAUGUCAGCGUGGGGCACUUCAAUGAUAUUGACUUAUGAGUAUCUGAAACGCGUAUGCGCAAAAGAUGAAUAGAUGCAGUUUAUCUGAAAGCUUGUAUUUUACUGAUUGAUUAACCAAGAUUAGGAUGAUGAUGUUGGCUAAGCACACAAUAGCUUAAUAACCCUGCACGGCUACUUCUUCAGCAUUGGAGUGACUGCUCAACAUUUAUCAGUCUGACUCGAGAGUUAAACUUUUGCAGUAAACCUAUGCUAACGAUUACUCAUCAAACACCUGCUGGCUAUAAAUAUAGAAAAAUUCCCAGUAGACAAUGAAUUGUAUCAUUCUUUUUAUUAGUUAUAUUGGAUUUGGGGUAUUUUUUACAGUAUUGGCUUGGGUACUGUAUUAUGGAAGGGAAGGAAAUAGAUUGCAAUUAGAUGUAUUGUAAAGAAAUGUGAAAUAAAUUUGAACUAUUAAAUCUUA
Messenger RNA from Vigna umbellata (rice bean), 1587 nucleotides. RefSeq lists its product as uncharacterized. Gene Ontology annotation, biological process: transmembrane transport. The record is from RefSeq and is a predicted model, not a curated record. NCBI's taxonomy places the organism in Eukaryota, Viridiplantae, Streptophyta, Magnoliopsida, Fabales, Fabaceae.